AAAACGAACAAGCAGCGAAUAGGUUUUGACGUCACUGCUGCUGCCCUCUAUAAUAAGAUGAGGCAAACAAACAAGAGCAGUUACUAUUCAAGAUGAGAGGAUUUCUGAUACUGCUCAGCGUUCUGCUGGUGCUGAAGGGAAACGAGGCUUAUGAGCAACUAAACCAACAUGAACGAAGAAUUGUUGACAAGGCUAUAAAACAAGCCAAUGAGGAACUUGGAAAACAGCAACACCUUGAUUAUUCUUCCAUUUUACAAGCUAAUAAUAGAAUAGGCAUGCUGCAUGUUUUAUUAAAACCCACCUCAUGUGAGAAGAAAACUGAAGUAGUUCAUCAGGGAGACUGUGAAAUCCGUGAAAAGGCUAAGCCUCAGGUGUCUUGUGUUGCCUGUCAUGAAGAAAUGAAUUGUUUCCUUCUCAGAGAGCAUGAAAAGACAACAAAAAAAAUAAAUGAUUGUUUCGGAAAGAAUCUUAUCACUGGAGGAGUUGUAUUGAGCCAGUCAGGAAAACAUGAGCAAAAAACUGGAUGUCUCGGUUGCAUCUGAGAAGAAAAGGAUUAAAGAUUUUUGCAAGUGACCAUUUGAUUUAAAAAAGUAUUAAUAACACUAAUAUAUAACUUCUAAAACAUUCCUGUUAAGCCAAGCUUCUUUCCAGGUAAACAUAUUUUAAAAUGUAUGUAUGUACAUCAAUGACAAAUACAUUUCUCCUUCAAUAUUCUGUUUUCAGUAAGUUUCAAUGUUAAAAAUGGAUAAAAAUAUGGAUAAAUAUGGAUUUUAAAAUAUGAAAAAAUUUCCUAAAAUUUCAAAUAGAAAAAAUAGGCCUAUAAUUUAUGGAAAGCAUAUUGUAACGUUAUCCCCAUUUUUAAAUAAAUAAAUAAUUUUGAAAAGAACAGUCUACAAUGUGAUUCUGUUAUUUUAUUAUUUUAAUUUCUUU
This is a messenger RNA of Danio rerio (zebrafish), 930 nucleotides long. NCBI's taxonomy places the organism in Eukaryota, Metazoa, Chordata, Actinopteri, Cypriniformes, Danionidae. The record is from RefSeq and is marked validated.